Oenanthe melanoleuca is the source of this 2879-nucleotide messenger RNA. It is a transcript of the gene GCH1, whose product is annotated as GTP cyclohydrolase 1. The transcript has 7 exons. Gene Ontology annotation, molecular function: GTP binding; zinc ion binding; GTP cyclohydrolase I activity. Bases 49 to 747 code for a protein of 232 amino acids. Gene Ontology annotation, cellular component: cytoplasm. Lineage: Eukaryota; Metazoa; Chordata; Aves; Passeriformes; Muscicapidae. Gene Ontology annotation, biological process: tetrahydrofolate biosynthetic process; tetrahydrobiopterin biosynthetic process. The record is from RefSeq and is a predicted model, not a curated record.
UCAGGCAGUGCUAUCCCCGGCGCUGCGCUGCCCGCUCGGCCCCGCUCCAUGGAGCCGGCGCGGCGCUGGAACGGGCUCCAGCGGCAGGAGCGGCCGCAGCCCCCGAGCGGAGCCCCGGGCACCGGCACCGGCACCGGCAGCGCCGAUGGCUGGCGGGGAGAGCGGCCCCGCAGCGAGGAGGACAACGAGCUGAGCCUGCCCGGGCUGGCCGCCGCCUACACCUCCAUCCUGCGGGCUCUGGGCGAGGACCCGCAGCGCCAGGGGCUGCUCAAGACGCCCUGGAGAGCGGCCACGGCCAUGCAGUUCUUCACCAAGGGCUACCAGGAGACCAUCGCGGAUGUCCUGAACGACGCCAUCUUCGAUGAAGACCAUGAUGAGAUGGUAAUUGUGAAGGACAUAGACAUGUUCUCAUUGUGUGAGCAUCACCUCGUUCCAUUUGUUGGAAAGGUACACAUUGGUUAUCUCCCCAACAAACAAGUGCUUGGCCUCAGCAAGCUUGCUAGGAUCGUGGAAAUAUACAGUAGAAGAUUACAAGUGCAGGAACGCCUCACCAAGCAGAUUGCCAUCGCCAUCACAGAGGCCCUGCAGCCCGCGGGGGUCGGCGUCGUCGUGGAGGCCACGCACAUGUGCAUGGUAAUGCGCGGGGUUCAGAAAAUGAACAGUAAAACAGUAACCAGCACAAUGCUGGGGGUGUUCCGGGAGGAUCCAAAGACCCGAGAGGAAUUCCUGACUCUCAUCAGGAGCUGAAACUGUGUUACCCUCUGGAUGCCCUCUGGAUUGCUCUGUCCGUGUCACUGUCUGUCCUUGUCCCACAUCCCAAUCCUAAACUCACUUGUCGUGAAUUGUUGUCAUAGUCUUUGUGCAGUGAAGGGCUUCUGGUGGCAAAUGGAAAAUGGAAGAGGUAGGGGUGAGGGAAAUCCUCCUGGAUUUCCACUGAUGCUGAUGUCACAGAGUUACAAGCCACAAAUAGGAAUUUGGAAAUGUUUUUCCAUUCAUAAUGCAGAAUAUCCAACUGUCAGAAGAGAAGUGGGGCUUAGGAGUGAAAUGGAUAUUUAUGAAAUAGUUGUGUUUAUUAGAAUAAAUGUGGAGCAGCACAGGAAACAGCUGAAAGGAUGUGGAUCUUUGUAGGAUUGGGAUUAUCCCAAAUUUUUGGACUUUGUUUUAUUGCAGUGGCUGUUUCAAUCUCUGGAUAUGUGUGUUAUACCUCUGAGAUGUUACCUCUGGUGUGUUUUACAUCCUUGCUAGUAUCAACCUUCUUUUUUUGUGGGUUUUGUUUGUUUGUUUGUUUGAGAAAUGUGUAAACUCCAUUUUUCCUAUCCUCUUAACAGGCAGGGAAUUAACUUCUGAAUUAUUUGGGGCACAGCCCUGUCUCUGUACAAAGGGGUUUAUGCACCUUUUUCUCUGUGCCUCAGAAUGUCUGACCACUUGAACUGUCAGUUUCUUACUGUUUUUAAGGCAACUUUGACACAAGAGAGGAAAAAUCCCUGCAGAGUCUGUCUGCAGAGUACUGAGGUAUCCAAAGAGAUUUUUAAUGAUAUUUAUACCUUGAGCUUUCUUUCUUGGAUUUCCACGGGUUAGACUGAGAAGCUGAAAUCAGUCUGAUAAUGUGAAAAUGAAGAUUUGCAAGCAUUCCAAGGUUUCCAUUUCCAAUGCUGGACCAAAGGUGAGCACGAAAUCCUGAGCACAGCACAUGGUACCUCCCCUCCCUGCCCACAGGUUGGGUUAUUUCAGGGCAGAGUAACCUGGAAUGACAACAGCUCAUUUCAUAAGAGCAGCUGAGAAAAGCAUUUCCAGGGCCACCAGAAUGAAUCAAACCACUUUUUUUUUUUUUUUUUGUGUAAGUGGCAGAAUUGGUACAAAAAGUUUCAGUCCAGCUGGACUUGGCUGAACUUCUGCUUUGUUACCAUUUUAAUGGGUGUUUUGUAACUCUUAAUUGGGAAAAGAUGAGGAGCAAAUGAAAACCACCCUCCUCACCCUGAGCUUGCAAAACAAAUGUCAGCCAGGGGGGUUGGAUGCCCACAGGUUCCCAGGGCUCUCUCUGCUUUGCUGGGUACCAACCCAAAAUGUCCUGUACACAGGGGCAGCUCCAUCUCACCAACAUUGCCCCAGCCCCUGGUGGAAAUAAAAUGAAAAUUGUGCCUGGUCAGAUUGGGCCUGAAGAACUUUGUUCAAGCAGAACAAGCUCAUGUGUUUAAUUACACUAAUUUUACUUUGAGGGCCUUCACAGCAUUACUGGAAAAAACUUUUAUAACAUCCUCUGUCCUGGAUUCUGUAGGAUUAGGUGCUGUCCCAGUGUUUCUGGUGUAAACAAGCUGUGCUGCACAUUGCUGAACACCAACUCCCUGGCAUUUGUUCUCCUAAAAAAUUGCCAGUUUUCAGUUCAGUAUCUUACAAAUAUCCAGCUGAAAAGCCUUAAAUCUUUCUUGCCUGAAGUUGGCAGUAAGCCUCUCUUUUAACUCAACUGGAAGGAGAUUUUGAGGACCAAAGGGGCACACAGCAGUGCACUUAUUUCUCUUUCCUUGCUUUAGUUUGGAAAUUAAGUCUCUGUAAAACACUGUCUUGCUCCUGAGGCACCAAAAAAGUUGUGUUUUAACCACUUAUCUCUAUUCAGGGUAAAGUUCACGUUGCACCACCACUGUUUUUUAUUUCCAUGUGACCUGCAGUCCUUAAAACACACCUCUCUCUACUCGUGGCCUUGGAUUUUGUUCCCAUUUCUGCUGUUGUAAGUCUCGGUGCAUUUUUUGGAGCUUUGGCAUUGUUCAAACCCACGAGCUUUAACUACACCCUGUGUGUAAAUAUGUAAAGGAUGUACAGCCCCUGUUGUACUGCUCACCAGUGCAUUGUCUCUGAAACAUUAAAGCACAGUGUUAUCCUUUGGA